This is a messenger RNA of Austrofundulus limnaeus, 4227 nucleotides long. It is a transcript of the gene mib2, whose product is annotated as MIB E3 ubiquitin protein ligase 2. The record is from RefSeq and is a predicted model, not a curated record. Gene Ontology annotation, molecular function: ubiquitin-protein transferase activity; protein binding; zinc ion binding. Gene Ontology annotation, cellular component: cytoplasm. NCBI's taxonomy places the organism in Eukaryota, Metazoa, Chordata, Actinopteri, Cyprinodontiformes, Rivulidae. Gene Ontology annotation, biological process: protein ubiquitination.
GUCCGGGGAUCCUAAAGCUCGGGAGACGAGAAACUGGAGCACGGUUUCUGGCAUGUUCAAAAGUGGUCUGAAGAUCAUGGGGAUCACCCCUGAUCUGUUCCCAGAGUCGGCGCUGGUGCCGUCUCUGCCGGUGAUCCCGUCGGCACGGUCCUCCUCCCUCCCUCAGAAGCCGCGGAGGCGCAGCAGCGGAGGCGGCGGCGGCGACAGCGCUGCCAGGCCCCGGCCUUUGCCCUCGGCCUGUAGGCCAGGCCCCAGCAGAGGCAGCAUGGAGGUGGGCAUGCGCGUUGUGCGCGGCCUGGACUGGAAAUGGGGGAACCAGGACGACGGCGAGGGCCACGUCGGCACCGUGGUGGAGAUYGGGCGGCAGGGCAGCACCACGACCCCGGACAAGACGGUGGUCGUUCAGUGGGACAGCGGCACGCGAACCAACUACCGGACUGGAUACCAGGGAGCCUAUGACCUGCUGCUCUAUGAUAAUGCUCAGAUUGGGGUGCGUCACUCCAAUAUCAUCUGUGACAGCUGCAAGAAGCAUGGCAUCAUGGGAAUGCGAUGGAAGUGCAAAGUGUGCUUCGACUACGACCUGUGCACUCAGUGUUACAUGAACAACAAGCACGACCUCAGUCAUCCUUUCGAACGCUACGAGACGGCACACUCCCAGCCAGUGAGCUUGACACCGAGACAGAACCUUCCUCGCAUCAUCCUCAAAGGAAUCUUCCAGGGAGUUAAAGUGGUUCGUGGACCGGACUGGGACUGGGGCAACCAAGACGGUGGGGAGGGUAAGGUUGGGAAGGUUGUGGACAUUCGCGGCUGGGACACAGAGUCUGGUCGCAGCGUAGCUAGUGUCACCUGGUCAAAUGGCACCACCAAUGUCUACCGAAUGGGCCACAAGGGCAAGGUAGACCUCAAAUAUGUGUUGGACGGCCAAGGAGGCUUCUAUUACAAAGAUCACCUACCUAAGCUUGGAGAGCACGCAGAGCUGCAGCGUCAGGAGAGUGCUGACGGCCACUCUUUCCAGCAGGGCGACAAGGUCAAAUGUCUCCUGGAGGUGGACAUCCUGCGACAGAUGCAGGAGGGUCAUGGAGGGUGGAACCCCAAAAUGGCAGAGUACAUUUGUCGAAUCGGGACCGUUCACAGAAUAACGGACCGAGGAGACGUCCGAGUCCAAUACAGCAACAACAUCCGCUGGACUUUCCACCCGGGAGCACUCACCAAGGUGAACACUUUCGGAGUUGGUGAACUUGUGCGAGUGCUGGACGAGAUGGAGACGGUGAAGAGACUGCAGGCUGGCCACGGAGAGUGGACAGACAGCAUGACUCCUGUCCUCGGCCAGGUCGGGAAGGUGUUGAAAGUAUACGCGGAUGGAGACCUGCGGGUUGCAUUUGGAGGCCAGACGUGGACGUUCAACCCAGCAUGCCUCACAGCCCAGCCCGCGGAGGUAGACGCUAACCUCAUGACGGCCGAGAACCCCAACGAAUCUGGAAGUACUGUCAUCUCGGUGCUGGAGAAGCUGCUGUCUCAGUCGACAGAGCAGGACAAUCCCAGCCGGCUGGUCAUCGAAGCGGCACACGGCAGCGCCAGCAAAGUGCGGGAGUUGGUGCAGAAGUAUCCCGACAAGGUGGACGUCAAGAACCAAGGGAAGACUGCGCUGCAGGUGGCUGCUCACCAAGGCCACAUGGAGGUGGUGAAGGCUCUGCUGCAGGCCAACGGCUCCGUGGAGGUCAAAGAUGAGGACGGAGACACGGCUCUGCACUACACGGCCUUUGGUAAUCAGGCUGAGAUUGCUCGGCUGCUGUUGAGCAAGGGGGCAAAUGUCAACCUCCUGAACAACUCCAUGUGCACGGCGCUCCACAUUGCUGUCAACAAGGGCUUCACUGACGUGGUGCGAGUGCUGACCGAACACUCAGCUGACGUCAAUCUCCAGGAUUCAUACGGGGACACGCCGCUCCAUGAUGCCAUUGCAAAAGAUUUCCGGAAUAUCAUUGAGAUCCUCGUCGUCGUGCCCAAUAUCGACUUCACUCAGCAGAACCACAGAGGCUUUAACCUGCUGCACCAUGCUGCACUCAAAGGAAACAAACUCGCCACAGAAAAAAUCCUCGCCCGAGCGCGUCAGCUGGUGGAUGUUAAAAAGGAGGAUGGUUUCUCCGCCCUUCACCUGGCUGCUCUCAACAACCACAGAGAUGUUGCCGAGGUGCUCAUCAAGGAGGGACGCUGUGACAUCAACAUCCGCAACAACCGGAACCAGACGGCGCUGCAGCUGGCCGUGACGCAGGGCCACACGGACCUGGUGCAGCUGCUGGUGGACGAAGGCACCGACGUCAACAUGGAGGACGAGGACGGUGACACGGCCAUGCACGUGGCCCUCCUGCGUCCUCAGCUGGCCAACAUCGUACUCGAACCCCCGGUCGGAACCAGCAGCACGGAGGAGAGCAGCGAGGGGUGCUCGUCCACKUCGCUCUACUGCAGGCUGAACUCUUCGGGUCUUCUGGGGAACACCGAGCUGAGCGUGGGCACGGCCCUCGCCUGCUUCCUAGCACAGGAAGGAGCUGAUAUCAGCUACGCCAACCACAAGGGCAAGAGUCCUCUGGAUUUAGUGGCGGACAGCRCCAUGCUGCAGCUCAUCAAGGGCUUCUCUGAAAAGUACCGGUUGCAGCGUCUGCAGGCCAUCACGUGUGGACAGGGCCUCAGCAGUGCCAGCCUGCGGCGGGUCCACACCACACCCAACACCAUGACCAACCUGGCCCUCCCCACGCCGGCAGGGCCCAGCGAAUGCCUCAUCUGCUCCGAGCUGGCUCUGCUGGUUCUCUUCUGCCCCUGCCAGCACAGCGUGGCCUGCGAAGAAUGUGCCCAUCGCAUGAAGAAGUGCAUCAAAUGUCAGGUCACCAUCACCAAGAAGAUACGACAAGACCAAACAGAAGUGGACUGCAGCCCCGGCACAGAGAACUCUGAGCAGCACAACCUGCUGGAGCAGCUGCAGUCGCGCUACCGCCAGAUGGAGGAGCGCAUCACCUGCCCCAUCUGCAUCGACAACCACAUCAAGCUGGUCUUCCAGUGCGGACAUGCCUCCUGCAUCGACUGCAGCGCCGCGCUCAAGACGUGCCCCAUCUGCCGGCAGACCAUCCGGGAGCGGAUCCAACUGUUCGUCUGAGCCGGGUCCUGACCGGCACACAGAGGGGUCACAGGAAGGGGGCUGCAGAGAGGUGAGAGUGUGUGUGAGGGGGCGUAGCACAUUGUAUUACCCCCCCACCCCCAAUAUCUGCCAGUCGCCGUCCUGCACCGCGAUCGAACGCUCGCUCAGCAACGUAACGGCGUGUGAUAGUAAAGCUGAGAGUCCAGCGUUUUUUACAUUUCGGUUAAUUUUCCUUUGGAUCUGCAGAGACAGAAACACAUCGAUCACUUUUAAUUUAAUUUCCUGUCGCGGAACUGAUUCUCAGCUGAGUCCAAGAUGAAUCGACUGUCAGGAGGUGAUGCUGCAUCUUUAAAUCCUCUGAUCGGAAAGAUCGGAAAGUAAAAGUCCCGUAACACUUUAUUUCUUUGUCUUUUUCUCCCUGAACUCAUGUAAUCUGUCUGAUCUUUGCUGCUUCAUGUGGAUGUCUGUUACCCAUCAUCCUCUGUGGCUUUCUGGCCUCUUCUGUUUACAAGUCUGUCCUGAGAUCAAAUCACAUCCUCUUUCUCCCCCAGCUUGUGAAUUACAUUUCUCUCAUUUGUAUCAAACUCUGAAUACUCAACRUUAGUCUCUGCAGAGAGUUGGCGCAACUCACAGCUUUGUAGCCCGAAACACUUGUCUGUCUGCAAGGAGAAAAAGAGCCUGGAUAUGCACGAGGAUAUGCAUAUUGUACAGCUGAAAAUGAUUGUCGUCAUUAUUUUUUGUGAUUUUUAUUUUUUGUUGUUGUGGUUUCCAGUGUAUGUAUGAGCUGAGUUCAGGUUUUUAUUUAUAAAAGGUGGUUUUGUUUAGUAAUUUUGCUUUGCAAAAAAAAAAAAAUGUUUUUGUUUUCUACUAAAGUUCACCCCAAGCCUAUGUCCUCUACUCAGGGUAUUGAAUCACUGAAAGCACUCGAGAUAUCCAUAAAUGUUUCAAAGAUACACCUCCCAGACUCGCGUCAUAGCAGGACAGAACGAUGACAGAGGGUCACUGAGAGGGAAAAACGAUGAACUUAUCCGUGAUGGAGAAACUCAAAUGACUUUUCAGAGUAGAUUCUUCAAUAACAACCUGUUUUUUCCUCCAAAAAA